Messenger RNA from Rhineura floridana, 4749 nucleotides. It is a transcript of the gene GYG2, whose product is annotated as glycogenin 2. Gene Ontology annotation, molecular function: glycosyltransferase activity. The transcript is spliced from 11 exons. Gene Ontology annotation, cellular component: cytoplasm. The coding region runs from base 477 to 1709 and encodes 410 amino acids. NCBI's taxonomy places the organism in Eukaryota, Metazoa, Chordata, Lepidosauria, Squamata, Rhineuridae. The record is from RefSeq and is a predicted model, not a curated record.
CAAUGAGAGCGAAGCCUCCCCUCGCUCUCUGGACUGGCGCGUCAGAGAUUGCCUUUCGCCCCGUCGGCUGGCCGCGGUGGCGACUCUGGGGAGGCGCGAUCCUAUUGGCUAGACUGCAAAGCGACGCCCCCAAGGGCGGCUGGAGGACUUGCGGAGGGCAGCGUCGUCUUCGCAAUAUAGACUUGCACGGUUUGUAGUUGCAGCCUAAUGGAACCGGGAGGGAGCGAGGGAAAGAAAGAGGCUAAUCCCAACUGGUGAUUUGUUGACUGAGAGGGGCCUACUGAGAACGACUAAGGAGCAGUGGAAGAGGCUCUCUUUCUCCCCCUCCCUUUUCUAUCCUUCCAGUAUAGGCUUCAUUCUACCAGCAGCGCAUUAAGGAUGCCUGAUGAUUCUCCAUUGUGCCUGAAGUUUUAUUCCAGUUGCUGUUAGCACAAGCAUAGUCUGGAAUCGGCAAAACCAGAAAUCGUCUGUAAUGAAUGAAUGACCAGGCCUUUGUGACCCUUGCUACCAGUGAUGUUUAUUGCCAUGGAGCUCUGGUUCUUGGACAGUCCUUGAGGAACUAUAGCACAUCUAGAAGGCUGGCAGUACUGAUUACACCUCAAGUCUCCAGUGCAAUGAGGGCUGCCCUCAGCACCAUAUUUAACGCGGUGGUCGAUGUGAAUGAAAUUGAUAGCAAUGACUCUGUGCACUUGGCUCUGCUGGAGAGGCUGGAACUGGGUGUAACCUUUACCAAACUUCAUUGCUGGACUCUUACUCAGUAUAGCAAAUGUGUCUUCAUGGAUGCGGACACAUUGGUCCUAUGCAAUAUUGACGAACUGUUUGACCGGGAAGAACUCUCAGCAGCUCCAGAUUCUGGCUGGCCAGACUGCUUUAACAGUGGUGUGUUUGUUUUCCAACCUUCUUUAAAAACCUUCAACCUCCUCCUGCAGUUUGCAAAUGAACACGGUAGCUUUGAUGGAGGUGAUCAGGGACUGUUAAACAGUUUCUUCAGCAACUGGGCAACAACAGACAUUAACAAACACUUGCCCUUUAUCUAUAAUCUAAGCAGCAGUGUUGUCUACACCUAUGCCCCAGCUUUCCAACAUUUUGGCAAAGAUGCAAAGGUAGUCCAUUUCUUGGGACCAGCAAAGCCCUGGAACUACAAAUACAAUCCUCAAACAAGAGCAGUUGUAGAAGAUGGCUCAGCCUCAUUAUCUCAGAGUCAGCUCUCAUUCCUUGAACUCUGGUGGACAAUAUACAGUUCCAGUAUAUUACCAUUACUGGAAAAAUUGCAGGAGUCUUCUGUGCCACAAAUCCAAAGAGAAGAGCCUAAUUUGAGUGGUGAUGAAGUUACAAUGGAAAGAGCAAAUACUGUCAUUAGCAAUUGUUUGCCAGUCUCAGCAAAUGCAGAACAUGUAUCGGAAACUGUUGUAAAGUCACCUAAUGAGUUACCUGCCCAAAAUUCUGUACAGAAAGCUGAGUGCAGUCUUGAAGUCAAUGUUGUUGAGCCAAAUGAAUCGUCUGCAGAGCCUACUCUUAACCCUACUCCUCAGGACACUGUGAAAAUGGACGAGGUUACCAGUUCUGCUUCAGAGUCUUGUAUUCAGCCAGAACCAGAGGAACGAAGUGCAGAAGAUGAGCGAAGAAAAUGGGAGGAAGGCCACAUUGACUAUCUGGGAAAAGAUGCUUUUGAAAACAUUAAAAAGAAGUUGGAUUCCUUUUUAUUAUAGAUCUUGUUUGUGUAUGCUUAUGUUGACUGAUUGCUGUUUACAUUUACAAUGUAUGUGAAAUCUCCAAGGCUGUUCCUGUUAUGCAGGGGGAAAUGCAAAUAUAAUAACACCUUGAAUAUGGCUGUGCUCACUAAAUGCCACUGCGUAUGUAUUAUGACAGAGAAUGAAACACAAUGGGCUUAUAAAACUGCCUUAUAUUGAGACCAUUGGGUCAACUAGUAUUCUGCCAACAGUAACUUCUAGUCUUGUCUACCUGAGAAAUGUUUAACUGGAAAUGCCAGUGACUGAAAAGGGAAACUUCUGUAUGCAUAUCAUGUCGGUGUUUUAGUGAACAGUCCACGGUGCCUUGCUGCUGCAGCUAUUCAAUCUCCAUUCAUUUUAGUAUCUGAGUGUGUUGUGUUGACAUGAUAAACAUUUUGGAAUCCACUAGAGUGCGCUCUCUCUCUCUCUCUCACUCACUCUCACUCUCAUUCAUGUACGUAGAGAGGUGGUGCUAAAUACAAAGUCCUAUUUUUAAUAUUGAUCUACAUCUCGUUAUGAAAUAUUCCCACCAUCUGAGAUCAUGAAAAAUUGGUUUGAUUAAUGAACCACAUACUGUAUCCUAUUUCAUUCUUCAGCUUGGAGAGUACAAAUCUUGGAAAUGAAAGUUCCAAAAACUUUUAAAGCAGGACAUAAAAACACAGCCUUCUGUGUACAAUACCCAUCUAUGGAAAAUUUCCAUGUUCAAGAAACCCUUUUUCUCCCUCCCUCACCUCAGAGGUGAGGAACCUGUGGUCCUCCAGACACUGUUGGAUUCCCAUCAGCCCCAGCCAGCAUGGCCAGUGGUCAAAGAUGAUGGGAAUUGUAGUUCAGCAACAUCUGGGGUUCCACUGGUUCCCCACUCUUGCUCUACCUAUUGUGUGUUCUCAGGCGAUACAGUAGACUGUUAAGGUGGUCUAUGCCCAUUCAACCAACCUUGCUUGGUAUAAGCUAGUCAUACUCCAAAGCAUAAAUUAUAUCAAUAUGGUAGGGAGGAAUGGGGUGUGCUUGUCUCCCUCUAAAGUCUAUCAUAGUGCUUACAUGUGCACAUUUGGAGAAGAGGAAUGGGGCUGUUUUGAGGCUAAAGGAAUCUUUGGUGUUCAUGUGCUUCCUCCAUGGUGUUCUGGAUCAUGACCAUAGUUUAAUGUUUUCAGGAAUCAUUGUGGGGGAGGGGGGACUUGCUUUUCUGGUUUCCACAGAAUGCUUCUUGGGCAGUGAUCCCCAAUCCUUUUUCCCCAUGCACCACUUGAAAAUUUGUGAGGGUCUUUGCAGAUCCCUUAAUGAUUUUUCUGCCUGUUGUAGUAAUUGUAAUGCACUGUGCUAGAUGCUGUACUGUUUUUAAUUGUAUUUUUAUUGCUGCUUUUAUUUCUUAUAUGGUGUACUGUAUUGUAUUCCAAUUUGAAUUCCAUAGAAUUCAAACUUUAAUACAAUAAAAUACAGUGUAAGAAAUAAAAGAAGCAAUAAAAUACAAUUAAAAAUCAGUAUGAAUAUUUAAUACAACAGCUGUGCCAUCUCCUGUCUGUAACCACAAAUCCCCAGCUAUGCCAUGGAUCACCUGAAUGAAGCUCACAGACCACAGGUGGUCCAUGGACCACAGUUUGGGAACCUCUGUUAUAGGGCAACUAAAAGUCUGCUCAACUUUUUCUAUUGAGAACAAUCCAAAUACAUCUUUCUUCAGGACUUCCUAUAACUUAAGAUGUAAGGAGGUGGGUUUUAUUGGUUGGUACAUGGAAUCAGCACCUCUUACAAUGGUGCUAAUAAAGGACUUGUGUACUGGUUUAUAAAUUGCUAUGGAACAUUAUGUACAUAGGAAGCUGUCUUGUACGGAACUGGACCAUUGGUCCAUCCAGCUCAGUUUUCUACAACUGGCUCGCAGAGGCUCUCCAGGAUUUCAGAUGGGACACUCCCAGCCCUACCUGGAGACUCCAGGGACCGAACAUGGGACUGUCUGCGUGUAAUUCAAAUUGUCUACUACUGCGCUACAGCCCUUAUGUCCCUAUGCAUUUUGACAGCUCCAGGAAGGCAGGCACUUGGUUCAUUUAUCUGCACCUAUCCACAUUGUAUGCAAGUUUCAAUAUAUUUGAGACAGGUGAGGAAAGAGCUUGAUUGCUAAACUAGAUAUUGAAUAUUUAAACUUUAUAUCUAAUCCUAUAAAUAACUGGAAGUAGAAUAGUUGGUACAGCUUUAGGUUUUCUUUGUUGCUCUGGGUGCUCCUUGAUUCAAAAUUUAAACAUAGUAACAAUUUCCAAGGGGGUAGCCUAUUGCAGCACCUUAAAAACUAACACUUUUAUUAUAUCACUAGCAGCUUUAUACCUAGCAUUGUUCAGGAAUUCUAAGAAAACAAAAAAUCAGUGCAGUUUUGAAAAGGUUCAGUGUGCCAUCUUGAUUCAAAAUGGCAUCCAAUUGUAUCGAAACAAAUGAAAGUCUGCUUCUUGAUCUCAAGAACCAUAAUGGAAAAUAUGGUUAAGAAGUGGCCAAAUGCAUAGCAAAAAAGAUAAACAAUUAUCCAAAAUAUAUAGCAGAUAAGCUUUUAUGGACUGGAGUUCACUUCAUCAACUGCAUAAAGUAAGACGGUUAAGUGGACUUUAUUCCACAAGCAUAUAUGCCAUAAUAAAAUUGUUAGUUUUUUGAAAAUUCUAUUUUGCCUAGGAUAACUCUCAUUAGAAACUUGACCUGUAAAUGAGCCACUAAAGGACAAUUCCAGUUUUUAAAUAUACAACUGCCAUUUUUUUAAUCCAUUGUACAAGUUGAGAUGUAUUAAAAUAAUUUCUGCUAAUGUUUGCAUCCCUCCUGUAUUUUACUGUGAAUAUCCCUGUUUCAUACUGGGAAAGGUCAAGAACUAAAUUGACCAUGUGUUUAGCCUUAGCAAAGAGGGAGCUGAUUUUGCCAACAAGGUCAGGAAUAUUCCAUCCAUACUUAUUAUCUUGUAAUUCUGCAUGAAUAUUUUUUGGUUUUGUAAACAUACAUAGAAAUCAAUUUUUUUUAUCCCCCUCCCUUUUUUGUAACUUUAUUCAUUAUCAAA